GAUCCUCCCCAAACCUGAAAGCUCGACGAUAGCACAUCCUUUCUGGAAAUCUCGAAAGAACUCCGCGACUUCAGCGCCUCCUCCAUCAAAGCUCGAUGCCUCGACGACGCCAUUCCAGUCGGAGACUCCAGUCCGUGAGUUGAAGUUUGCUUGUCACUCACUUCCCCGCUUGAAGCACCUGAACUCCCGCUCUCUACCGAGGUCCCAUUGUUAAAAAUAGUGGCUUCGCAUUGUCCUCUUGCACGAGGAAAAGGAGCGUACUCCACUGCUCUUUUAAGGACCCGAAGUUAUGGAUCAGUUGAGUCUGCAGAGUAAGAGCAAGAAGAGGAAAGUCGUUGCUAUAACUUUCUUUAUUCAAAUGUGUACUAUAUUUAGGAGUCUGAUGGGAAUAUUGUUAGAAUUAGCUGCUCUAUAUGGUCCUAAGCCAAGCAUUAGGUCGUACGAGUUAAACUAUUAUGGCAGUAGGGAUUAUAUUAGGAGGCUUGUAUAUGCGGAUGGUGUGACUUGUACUGAACAACUAAGGAUGGAUAUGAAUGCUUUUUUUAAGUUGUGUCAUAUGCUUAAAGAAAUUGGGGGUCUGAAAAAUACAAAAAAUAUGCAUGUUGAUGAACAAGUGGCAAUGUUUUUAUAUGUUUUGGCUCAUCAUUUCAAGAAUCGAGUCAUUAAACACCAGUUUGGUAGAUCGGGUGAAACCGUAAGCCGAUAUUUCCACAAUGUUCUCAAAGUAACUUUGCAUCUACAAGCUCAUUUAUAUAAGAAACCCCAACCAAUAGUUGCUAACUCAGAGGACCAACGUUGGAAGUGGUUUAAGAAUUGUUUAGGUGCUCUAGAUGGGACGUAUAUCAAAAUCAGAGUGCCCGAGGUUGAUAGACCUAGAUACAAAACUCGGAAAGGUGAUAUAGCAACCAAUGUGUUAGGAGUUUGUACACCAGAUAUGCAAUUCGCAUAUGUUCUUCCUGGAUGGGAGGGUUCUGCAGCUGAUGGGAGAGUAUUACGAGAUGCUCUUUCUAGGGAACAUGGACUUAGGGUGCCAACUGAUGAGUAAGAGUAGCAAAAGGAAAUGGAUUAUGGCUGAGGAUGCAGCGCUCAUAUCUUGCAUGAUUGACUUACGGAAUAUGGGCAGUCAUAAUGCCGACACAGGGUUUAAGUCUGGCUACUUGCCAGAACUUGAGAAAAUGCUAUUCGAAAAGCUCCCGAAUAGCGGUAUCAAGGCGAGGCCUCACAUUGAAUCUCGACUGAAGACACUGAAGAGGGAAUGGGCUAUCGUGUAUGAUAUGAUGCUUAACACAUCUGGCUUUGGAUGGGAUUCAACACGGAAGAUGGUCACAGCGGAAGACGAUGUUUGGGAGGCUUAUGUUGCGAGUCACAAAGAAGCCGCUCCAUUUAGACAGAGAAGUUUUCCUCAUUUCGAAGAAUUAUCUAUGAUAUAUGCAAAGGAUCGAGCUACUGGAAAAGAUGUUCAAUCUGUUAAAGAUAUUCUACAAGAGCUUGAUAUUGAAGAUUUGACUGCAACAGCCGAAGAAGCGGAUGCGAAUCAUUCAAAUCCAAAUGAAUCUGGCAAUGCAAAUACCCCUACAUCAGGAGAUGUUUCCCGUGCUCAUCAGCCACCUACAGAUGCAACGGGAAGUGCUUCUGCAGGUAAAAAAAGGAAAAAGAGUGAAGCUGAUUUCUCCACAAUUUCUCAUGAUGUGAAUACAAUGGCCUCCGACAUGAAAGAGGCUUGCAUUAUGCUCUCGAAGAGUGUCCACUCGGACGUCCUUCAAGAGAAGUUCCUUGAACUUCCGGGAGCUCUUCGUAGUGUGGAGGGCCUUACUUCAGCACAAGUUCGCAUGGCAAUUCAAAAGUUCGGAAUGCAUCCGAAUUAUAUCCUGUUUUUUUUUGUACUGAACCAGAACACAGCUUGGAAAUGGUUCAGGAUUUCAUUGCAAAUCACUGAAGCGGGACAACUAGGUAUAUUUCUUCGUCAAAGCUUUUUGGGACCUUGCUGAUAUGAUGAAAAAGCAGGUUGUGCUAAUGUUGAAGUAGUAGUUUGAAAAUAGUAUUUCUGGGACCUUUCAGUAGUUUGGACUUCUAUUAUUGCAAAUUUGUAUUUGUGUUUGGACUUUCAGUAGUUUGGACUUCAAUUAUUCAGUUUGAAAGUAGUAGCUUGUGUUUUCGGAUGAAUGUUGUAUCAAGAAAUGUGUAACAUUCCUUAUGUUUGUUGUUAUUA
Messenger RNA from Punica granatum (pomegranate), 2209 nucleotides. The record is from RefSeq and is a predicted model, not a curated record. Lineage: Eukaryota; Viridiplantae; Streptophyta; Magnoliopsida; Myrtales; Lythraceae.